Messenger RNA from Anguilla anguilla (European eel), 3144 nucleotides. RefSeq names its product OX-2 membrane glycoprotein-like. Bases 443 to 1300 code for a protein of 285 amino acids. NCBI's taxonomy places the organism in Eukaryota, Metazoa, Chordata, Actinopteri, Anguilliformes, Anguillidae. The transcript is spliced from 5 exons. The record is from RefSeq and is a predicted model, not a curated record. Gene Ontology annotation, molecular function: cell-cell adhesion mediator activity.
UAAUAACUUCGCCAGGUAAUAAAAUUACCCUUAAACUAAGUAUUAAAUGUAUUGUCUAGAAUCAUUACCGUUCUAUCUUACUGAGAAGACGAACAAGAACGUGUCCAUGAAAUGUGUGAUAACUGAUUUCAUCGUUUACAAUCUGUUCACUGUGACUGUUUGAAAGGAUAAUAGCUAAAUUUGCUAAAUAAAAAAAAUAUCUACCAGAACCCUUUAAUGCCUACCUUGCUUGCAUUAAACUGUGUUGUCAUAGAUAACGAUUACCGUAGUUUCUGGGCAAAAGGGGAAACCCUCUGUCUAUUCCACCCGAAUAGACGGGGGGAAUUCCAAUAUCAGCCGUUUAAUAUACUCCGAGAUCUCCUUAUGCCGCAGAGCUGACAGAUCAGUUGAUGAGAGGACACGAAAAAGAGGACUUUUGCAAUCAUAAAUCAAAAGGAGCACAAUGAACGCCAGAACUGGAUUUCUUUUUAUUUUGUUAAACUGCAUAACUACGCCAGGUCUUCCGGCCGAAGUCAUUGUUAAAGGAGAAACCACUGCUGCCUUCGGCCAAGAAGCGUCCUUCUCCUGUUCUCUCUCUCAACCUGAUGGCGUUUCGCAAGUCACAUGGCAAAGACUCUUAAAAGACAACACCGUGGAGAACUUGGCCACCUUCAGCAAACGUUUUGGAGCUAAAGUCAUGGACCCACACGUCAGCAGGAUAGAUUUCAUGGAAGCGUCGCUCAACUCUACGUCAAUCAUAAUCAAGAAUGUGACUCUGGCGGACGAUGCCUGCUAUAUUUGUUCUUUUAAUGUUUAUCCCAGUGGAUCUAUACGGAAGCAAACCUGCCUUACUGUUCAAGGAAUAUUCGAAGCAAGAGCCUGGCUAAUUCCCAGUGGUGGGACUCCAUCGGGCGUUGCAGUCAGUUGUUCCGGUACUGGUAAACCUGCCCCUGAAGUUACAUGGAAUUCAACGGUGGAAGUCACCGCUGUACCCACAGAGCAACGCGUUUCCAAUGCUGACGGAACGAUGACGGUCACAAGCACGCUCCGUUUGUAUGACUUCUCUGGCAGGAGCGUAGACUGUCUCCUGAGCAGCCCUGGGACAACAGAUAAGAUCAGGAAAUCGGUUACAUUGCCUGAAAUUGUGACAACAAAAGAUGGAAAUUCUGCUUCUGGGCUGUGGAUAGGAGGCCUAUUUGUCUUCGCAGUAAUGUCUGUUGUCUUCGCCAUUGCACUUAGGCUCAGGAGAAAAAGAGGUGACAAGAAACCAAAACUGCAAGGAGAAAGACAACCUGAUAUUUUGCUGGAUUGUGGCGUAUGACUUAUCUUCUCAUCCUUUUUUUAAGCCACUUGUGGAGGCUACUCACCCAAUGGCAGGGAGCGGCUGGUUAGGAGGUGCAGUUGUUUUGCUGUCUCCAUUGAAGAGGAGGAGAACAGAACUUAAGACACACCCAUCCAAAGAAGAGAAGCCAGCUCAGAUCACCAUGGAGAUAUUACUUAAAAAAAUAAAAUAAUAAUAAUCUAGGCUAUUUUAUGCAGCAAGUAACAUCUCUGUGCCUCAGUCAACCUCCAAGGAGAUUUCAAGCCAGAAAUCAUUCCAGCCAUGACUCUGAAAUUCUAAUGGGGGACACUGGAUAUGUUAUGCCCUGCAGAAUCAAUGGAUGUAUGCAGCCUGAAAAACUGGUGUGGGUUCAUGCACUGAUGACUCUACUGGCUCAUGAGCGACAUCUUCAUCUGGUAAUGUGUCAUUAUCAGAUUCCUACAUUCCCAAGAAAACAGAAACAAGAAACCUAUUCCUCAACUUUUGGGGUGACACAAAUUCAGUGUGUAAUUUUAUAUUUUCAAAAAAAAAAAAAUCUCUGUAGACCUAUAUGCCCUAAAUAGUGAAUUUUCUUAAAUGCAGAAAAGUAAACUUAACAGAAUAUCUAGGUACACAUUCAGUUUACCAUACGAGGAAGAGGGUUUAUCAUUUUGCCAUUAGUUUUAUAUUUGUUAUUUAUUGGAACUGAUGUUUCAUCACAAUGUUUUGACAGGGACCAUUUAAAAUGACUAAUUUGAACCAUUUUGUGCAAUAUUAUAUUUGAGAGAUUUUCAGUGAAUGUAUACCUUACACAGUCUUACAUAAGCUAUUGAUUCUGUACUGAAAAUAAUUGAUCAGGUGGACAUUUUUAAUCUCUGUAUGAAGCCUUACAGUGCACCACCACCACCAAUUAUCUUGACCCUGCACUGCUGCACUUUGAAUUUAAGUUUUACAAGAUGUGUGUAUUCACGUGUGUAUCCAGAUUGAUGCCAGUUCCAUACAUUAAGUGAUACAGUUGGUGUACUAUUUUGACUAUUUAGUUUGAAUUUACAUGCUAAUAUUCUAAGUUCUUUUUGUGCAAGAAAUGUUGACAUUCUUUUUUUUUAUUGGUGCUGUAUUUUGAUGUAAAAGGGUUUUGUCUGUGUUGACUGCAGAUUUUAGUUGUCAGUUUAGUUAUUUUCAGUGUGUUUUUACGUACUGUCAGCAGUUCACGGUGUACAAAUAAGUGACAUUAAUUUUGCCACACUCCCUUUAUCUCACAAGAUCAGUACAAAGUAAACUUUAUAUUUCAUGUUGUGUAUGUACAAAAAUACAAUUGACCCUUAUUAUAUAAACUGUUUAUUAAAGUAUACUGCUUAUGGCAAAAUACAGUUUACUUCAAGACUAUACAGUUCAUGCAUGAAUGUAUAAAAUAUGUACUUGAGAGCAUUUUAUGGACAGAUAGUUAUGAGACAAUAUUAAAUAUGAAAUUAAAGCUAUAAUCCUCCACCUCAUGUGUGUACACUGCAAAUCUCUGACUGGUAUGUAUAGGCAGACAAUAGAGGAAACUGGUAUCAACGGUCACCAUUUUUGAUCAGGCGGCAUUUGCCUGCUACCGUAUGUGACCUGACUACCCUGGAAAAAAGAGGCACACUAACCAAAAUCACGUGAGUGCAGGAGUUGGCAACGCUGUAGCAUCAUACAAAUAAAAAGGGACUUCAAAAAAUGAAGUCCCAACGUGUCCCCCUAUUUAGCUUGGCCUUGCGUAGCUAAUGUAUAUAGCCUACUGUGUUACUAAAAUUUAUUUUCAAUCCACCUUUCUUUGAACCAAGAUCUGUUCAUGCGAACUCCCCUGCAUUAAUAUUAAUAAACUGCUUUGGAAAGCC